AUGUACAAAAAACAUUUUUUACUCUAUUUAUUUUAUCUCAUAACUUUGUUUAUUCUAACAAAUGGUCGUCGUCAAAAUCCAUUAGAAGGAACACAACAAGUUUGUGCUGAUGCAUGUGUACAAUCAGAACCUCAUUUUGAACUUGAUCUAAGUGAACCACGAAUAUAUCGUGAAAAUGAAAAUGUAGAUGCAAAAGUUUGGCAGACAAGUGCGGGACGAUGUCGAGAACCAGCUCUGUUAAAAAUUCCAUUGGAUAAAAUUGGUAGCUAUGGUUUAAUUAAAUUGGAUGUUGAAUUUGGACCAGUAUUACAUAAUUUUAGCAUUGAUAUUGGCACAAAUUAUAAUCAAACUAAUAAUGAUGAACACGAUGAACUGAGUAAUUUGAACAUAUUUAAUCAAGAAAUAUCCAUUGUACAUCGACCACAUUCAUGUUUAAAAAGUUUAAAACCAUCGAUAAAUCAACGAUCGGUAACACUUAUAGAACCAGGUGCUCGAGUAACAAUGUUUAUUAGUAAUAUGUGGUUAAAAAUUGAAAAUUUAUAUCGUACACAGCAAACAAUGACACUAAAAUUAAAUGAAACUGGCUUUUUAUUCAAUAAUAAUCAAACAUUAGAAAUAAAUUCAUCGAAUGAUGAUGCUUGUGGAAAACAAAAUGAACCAUCAAAUUUUCUCUAUAUUGGAUUAAAUCGAAAUAUUGAUGGUAACUUAGGCGGUAUCGGUUUAUGUUCAAUGAAUUUAACGUUUAUCGAAUGUGAAACGGAUAAUGAGCCAGCACUCGAAGUUGAUGUCUCGAAAAAGAGUUAUAAACUACGUGAUCACGAUAAUAUCAAUUGGAUAAGUCAAUUAUCCUAUUUGGAUCCACAUGCUGAAAUUAAAGAAUGUAUAGCACAAGGAGUUGUCAGACUAACUUUUGAUCCAAAGGGCGUAAGAAAAAUUGCACGAUUUGAUUUGACAUAUGGUCCACAUGUUCAAGGUUUUACAUUUAAUAUUGGUGAUUCGUCAACAAACAACGCAUAUGGUGGUGAUGGUGGAACAACGUCAAAUUCAGCUGAAAUUCAUAGCAAUGAUAAUCGAUUCUACAUAUGGGCUAAUACAAAAAUUUGUGGUGAUACUUUAUUAUUGAAAAUUGAUUAUAAUGUAAUUGAGCCAUACGAUAAUAUCACCAUCUUUGUUAGUAAUGAACGUGUCGAAUUGACCAAUCAUCGAUCAUAUCAUGAAGUGUUUAAAAGUCCAUAUUUGUAUGCUUUAGCUGGUCAAAAUGUCACUUGUAAUUGUUUUGAUACAUUGUGUUAUCCCGGUGUUCAACCGGAUAACGAUGUAUGGUUUGGUAUAAAUCGCGUAAUAGGUGGUACAUAUAGACCUGGAGUAGGUGUAUGUUCAACAAAGGUCAAUUGGAUUCAAUGCAAAAAAUUUGAUAUUUCUCCACGAAAAAAAUUUGAUGAUGUUAUCAUCCCAACUAAAUCAACGUCAACAACAACAAUAAUUAUGACAGAGAAAAGCACAAAUGUGUUGACCGAUACUUCGCCCGGGUUGACACAUUCUCCGCCAUUGAUAAAUAAUUAUACUAAUGCAUUAUUAAUACAGGACCAAUCUACAACAUCAUCUGUACCAUAUUCUUCUUCUUCUUCCAUAUCGAAAAUAGAUGAGAAAACUAGUACCAUUGCUGAACUAUCUGUAAUUCAAGAUAUAGAAAAUGUGUUAAUGGAAGAAACAACUUAUUCACAAAUAUUAAAUCAAGAAGAGAACUCAAUAUCAUCAAGUGAAACACAUUCUGUUUCAAAUACAAAUCGUCCAUCAACCUUUUCUUUCAUGGGAUUGUUAUCGAAUGUUUUUGAAAAUACUACCAUGAUUGAGAAUAUUGAUAUAGCGACAACACAUCUCUCAGUUGAGUCGACUCCUCGUCAAUCAGAUGAGGAAUUUUAUGUCAAUGCUGACGAUAGUGAUGAAAUUGGUGACGAUGUAACUCUAUCAAAUUUGAUAUUAAACAUUACCACAACAACAGAAUCCUCAUCCACAAUAAAUUCUCUCUUUCAAAAUUUAACAAUAAAUCAUAUUAAAAAUUCAAAUGAAACGAUUGAUAUCAAUCGAAAUUCCAGUGAAGAAAUGAAAGAGUCAAAACAUACUACAUUAUCAACACAAGAACAUUUUGUUACAACGGUGGAAACGGAUGAUGAAAUUUUUCCAGAAUAUGCUCUUAAUUCAUCGGCUGGAGAAAUUAUUCUUGAUACUCUAACAAACUCUAAUAACAUCACUUCAACAACAACAUCUAUGAUUUUAAAAACUUUAAUUUUAACCACGAUGAAUAAUACUCCCAUUCUAACAACAAGUGAAAAUUAUACAAAUUCAGCAAUAUCAAAUACUACUGAAAUGGAUAAAAAUAAUUCUUCAACAAUUUCCUCAUUAGCUACAUCAAAUCCUUGUACACUAGAAAAUUUACAAGCAAAUUUUGUUUAUCAUGAAUAUCCAUUAGAUAAACAUAAAUUUAUAUUUUGUGACAAUUAUGGUCAAAUGAAUGUUAUUUCGUGUAGUAAAGAAUAUUUAUGGGUACAAUCAAAACAAUCAUGUAUUAAACAGAAUUAA
Molecule: messenger RNA, 2580 nt
Organism: Didymodactylos carnosus
Lineage: Eukaryota; Metazoa; Rotifera; Eurotatoria; Philodinida; Philodinidae
Source: the annotation of a GenBank genome assembly